UUAAAGAACACGAAAAGCCUACCGGCGCUAAGGGCCAAGUAAAACCCACCGGAAUUAAAGACAAACCUAAGUUUAAUGUAAAAUCUACUGAAGCUAAAGAAUACGAAAAGCCCACCGGUGCUAAAGGCCAAGUAAAACCUACCAGCAUUAAUGACAAAGGUAAUUUUCGUGUAAAGCCCACCGAAGCUAAAGACCAAGAAAAACCCACCGGUGCUAAAGGCAAAGCAAAGCCCACCGAAGCUAAAGAUCAAGAAAAACCCACCGGUGCUAAAGGCAAAGCAAAGCCCACCGGUAUCAAAGCCGAAGAUAAACCUCAUGUAAUGCCCAUAGAUAAUAAGGACCAAGGAAAACCCACCAGCGCUAAAGGCAAAGCCAAGCCCACCGGUAUCAAAGACGAAGAUAAAUCUCGUGUAAUGUCCAUCGACGACAAAGACAAAGAAAAACCCAACGGCGUUAAAGGUGGAACAAAGCCUACUGAAGCUAAACAUUUUUUAGUAGAAGCUGAUGUUAAAGCAGUUGGAAUUAGGGUUGUUAACUUACAU
Racocetra fulgida is the source of this 542-nucleotide messenger RNA. The record is from the annotation of a GenBank genome assembly. NCBI's taxonomy places the organism in Eukaryota, Fungi, Glomeromycota, Glomeromycetes, Diversisporales, Gigasporaceae.